CUCCGUGCGUACGUUAAUAUCGUACACAUGAUGCGUAAGUUAAAGGAUGCUCUUCAUGGAUACUGUACUAUCGUUAACGUAUGAAAUAAUUUGUAUACUGCCGUAUGUUGGAAUUUUCGAAAGUAAAUAUGAAGAAUAAUGCUAUCUACAAUUGUGAUGGCCAUUCCGAAUAGCUUGAUUCAUGGACAUGUCCUCUCCCACAAAGAUUACACCAAAAUUUUUUCUUCAGAAUUAAUUCAACACUUCUUUAUUAUCUUUAAUAAAAGCUUGAAGCUUUUGCAUCCUACAGAAGUAAGAAUUAUUAUAUAAGUAAUACCCUGAAAAAAGUGCUUCAAUAGUUAGAUCUACAGGUAAAUACAACUUUUUCUUUUUAUGAUCUUUCAACAAUCAAGACAGCAGGUA
This is a messenger RNA of Rhizophagus irregularis DAOM 181602=DAOM 197198, 402 nucleotides long. The record is from RefSeq and is a predicted model, not a curated record. NCBI's taxonomy places the organism in Eukaryota, Fungi, Glomeromycota, Glomeromycetes, Glomerales, Glomeraceae.